Molecule: messenger RNA, 3377 nt
Organism: Lucilia sericata (common green bottle fly)
Lineage: Eukaryota; Metazoa; Arthropoda; Insecta; Diptera; Calliphoridae
Exons: 2
Coding region: 21-3377 (1118 amino acids)
Source: RefSeq, a predicted model, not a curated record
GUUUAGCAAAUGUGUCUCAAAUGCCGUCGGUACAAAAUGUCAGUUCUGUCGCCCCCGGAACAACAACAGCAACUAGUGCCUCCAUAAGUGCCCCUAGAGAACCGACACCUGCCAUAUCAACGCAUAACAUUUUUAGUUCAUCAAUUGAAGAGCCCUUAAGUCUGCCGCCGUUGGUGCCCGGUCCUAAUGCGAGAACCCAGCCACCACAAGCUAUAUCGUCUGAUAAUGAGAACCUGCAACGACAAAUUGAUAUCCUGCAAGCCCAGUUGGCAAACGCUCAACGUGCUUUAAGAGCAAAUCAAAAUUUAAAUAUGCCAAGUGUUAUUGGACAAAAUGCGCCAGUAAUUCAAAGUAUGAGCAGUGGCCCUGAAGACAUGGUUGAUCGUCGGAAUCCAACGCCAUAUUCCUAUGGUAGUCAGUCAGACCAGUUGAUGACAUCUCAGCCUCUUUUUGUUUCCCCUGCUACAGUGUCCAUGCCAGUACAACGCAAACUUUAUGAUCUGCCUGAAUUUUGUGGUACUGCCGAGGACUGGCCAAUGUUUUUGUCUGCCCUUGAACAUUCGACAGCCGCAUAUUCGUACAAUAAUUUUGAAAAUUGUUUGAGAUUGCAGAAGGCUUUGAAAGGUGAAGCCAGAGAGUGUGUGAAGUCGUUGCUCAUCCACCCAAAUAAUGUGCCAACAGUUAUAGAGCAAUUAAAGCUACAAUAUGGUCGCCCAGAGUUGCUUAUUCGAUGCCAGUUGCAACAGAUGAAGGAAGUUCAGCCCAUAGCAGAAAACGCGAUCGAUAAAUUGGUGCCAUAUUCCAUUAAGGUCAGAAAUUUAGCAGCAUUUUUGGAAUCUGCCAAUGGUCAUCAACAUUUGUCGAAUCCAACUCUGAUGGAGGAGUUAGUCCAGAAGCUUCCAAUGAGUAAACGUUUGGAUUGGGCCCAGUUUGCUUCAACUUUACCUCAGUUGCCGACUAUUUCGGAUUUUAGUACCUGGCUCCAGCGUGUUGCAAAUUUGGUAAGAAGUGUGCAAAUAAGUAGUUCAAGUGGCGGUAGAUCUAGCAGUGAUCCAAAAAGAAAAGUGGUUUUAUAUGCUUCUGAUGGCCCAGAACGGCAGUUAAAAUGUUUUUAUUGUGUUGGCCCACAUAAAAUUUUUAAUUGUAAGAAAUUUAUAGAAUUGAGUGUGCCUAAUAGAUGGAGUGAAGUGAAGAGAUUGAAGUUUUGUUUUUCGUGUCUCAGUGGUGGCCAUUCAUGUAAAGACUGUCGUCGGCGCAAGCAGUGUCCCAUGGAAAAGUGCCAAAGAAAUCACAAUAAAUUAUUGCAUGAAACUAAACCUAAUGAACCAAGCGAACGAUCCGUAAAUGUGCAGCCAACAGAGAGAUCUUCAACAGUCGAGCCAGUGCUUAGUUGUGUUUCCAGAGCUAGUGAAAAAAGUGAUUUGUUGUUCAGAGUGCUCCCAGUGGUUCUUUAUGGACCAAAUUGUUCUAUUGAAACUUAUGCACUCCUAGAUGAAGGUUCUUCGGUGACAAUGAUGGAUAGCUCUUUAGUGAGGCAGCUUGGACUGCAAGGUCGACAAAGUCAAUUGAAUUUGAGUUGGUAUGGUGGUAAAUCAGCACAAGAAGCUGUCAUGGUGGUGGAUCUUCAUGUGAGCGGUGUUAAUAAGAAGAGGAAAUACGCAUUGAAAAAUGUGUAUGGUGUCUCGAAUUUGAAGUUGCCUAGUCAGAGCUUUAAUGCGGAUUUAGUAAAGAAUUGUGGUGUUCCUUUAUACUCCUAUGAAUGUGUGGCUCCAAAGGUACUGAUUGGUUUAGAUCAUUGCCAUUUAGGAUUGCCCGAUGAAAUAGUCCCUUUGGAAGAUGCUGGUCCAUAUGCUGCCAAUACGCCUCUUGGAUGGGUUGUUUUUGGAAACGUGAAAAUAGGUCGCCCUGGAACACAAACUUGUUUGCUGACAACACAGUUGGAUAAUUUGAAUAAUUUGGUGGCAAGUUAUUUUGAAACAGAAAAUUUUGGUGUUAAGGCUCUACCGGUGAUUGAGUCAAGAGAUGAUUUGCGUGCACGAGAGAUAUUGAGAAAUUCGACGAAGAGGGUUCCCGGAAGAUUUGAAUCCAGACUACUAUGGUGUAAUGAUGACGUAGUCCUGCCGGAUAGCUAUUCCAUGGUACUUAAUCGAUUUUUUGGAUUGGAAAGGAAAAUGAAAAAUAAUGCGGAUUUUGGUGUGGCCUAUAAGAAAAUAAUAAGUGAAUAUUUGAAAAAAAAUUAUGUACGCAAAUUAUCAUUGAGUGAAGUUGAUACAUUUCAUCCGAGAACGUGGUACUUGCCCCACUUUGGUGUCGUUAACCCUAAUAAGCCAGGGAAAAUUCGUUUGGUGUUUGAUGCGGCAGCAAAGGUGGAAGGUGUCUCAUUGAAUUCAAAGUUAUUGAAAGGCCCUCAGCAGUACAAACCGUUGCCAUCCGUUUUGUUUAAUUUCAGAGUCGGUUCCGUAGCUGUAUGCGGAGAUAUAAAGGAAAUGUUUCAUCAAGUUGUUGUUGCUGAAGAAGACAGGUGUUCGCAGAGGUUCUUGUGGCGAGAUAAUGAAAGUGGUCCACCGGAAGUGUAUGAGAUGCUUGUGAUGACCUUUGGAGCUGCCUGUUCACCCUGUAUUGCCCAUUAUGUGAAGGAAGCAAAUGCAAUGGAGUAUCGGGAUCGUUUCCCUAGAGCCGUGAAGUCAAUUCUGGAUCAUCAUUAUGUAGAUGACUUUGUAGACAGUUUUGUUAAUCCGUCAAAAGCCAUUGAAAUUGCCGUACAAGUUCGUGAAAUACAUAAAGCUGCUGGGUUUGAAAUGCGUAAUUUUACAUCGAAUUCAUCAGAGGUGGUUGUGGCUCUCGAAGGCAGUUUAAAUCAUCAGGUCAGUUUCUUAGGUGGCUUAAAGGAGUUGGACGGUUCAACUGAAAAGGUUCUUGGCAUGCUUUGGGAUCCAAAGGAUGACGCGUUCAAAUUUGUUUUGAAAUUCCAUCGUGUGAAUUCGGACGUGAUCAAUGGUAAAAGUUGUCCCACAAAGCGUGAGUUGUUAUGUGUCGUAAUGUCCAUUUUUGAUCCAAUUGGUUUUUUGUGCCAUUUUAUGAUAACUGCCAAACUUUUGAUGAGAGAAGUCUGGAGACAUAGAGUACUUUGGGACGAGAUGUUGCCCGUGUCAUUACAAGCGAUGUGGAAUAAUUGGCGCCAAGAGCUAAGAAAUAUUGUCCAUGUAAAGGUUCCACGAUGGUAUUUUGGAAAUGGUUUGCCCUUGGAGUUAGAGCUGCAUGUUUUUGUUGAUGCCAGUGAAGAUGCCUUCGGUGCAGUGGCCUAUUGGAGAUAUACAACAUCUGAUGGACAAAUAGGAGUGUCGUUAUAUCUGCCAAGUCGAAAUGUGCCCCAUUGA